ACCCUAUAAACAGCUGAAGAUCCGCGUCCUCUCAAAGCAGGAUCACUCCGGUUCUACGAAUCCCUGCCAGGUCGCGCCGGGCGCAGGUCCCAUGGACACCCCCUCCCUGGUUCGCUUGGUAGCGCCCGCUUUGUCAGCGCGCUGCGCUCGCCGGUUACCCUCCAGCUCCAGCCGGCCCGCGGCAGACGGCGCCGCCACUUCACAGCAUCCGCAGCUUCGUUCGCGCCGUCUCGGGCUCGUCUGCCUGCGACCUUCCCCCGGGCCGCGGCUGGUAGAGAAGGAGCCCCGGAGCCUCUGCUCGGACAGCCCCAAGAGUCUGCUGGGCUCGCCCGCCUCGGCGGGGCCCGCAGGUCGGUGGGGCGCGCGAGGGGCCGCGGCGGUUUUGGCGGCGGCGCCCGGCAUGUAUCAGAGCCCGCGGCGGCUCUGCUCCGCCCUGCUGCAGAGGGACGCGCCCGGCCUGCGCCGCCCGCCCGGCCCGCCGCCGCCGCCGCGCCGCCUCUCGCCCACGGCCGCCCCGCGGCUCCCGUCCCCCCGGCUCCUGGCGGCGGCUUCGGCGGCCCGCGAGGUCGCGAGGUCGUGCUCCCGAACAGUGUAUCCCAUGGGAAACGGCACGAGCAGGCUCUACAGUGCUCUCGCCAAGACACUCAACAGCAGCGCAGCGUCCCAGCACCCGGAGUACCUGGUGGCCCCUGACCCAGAGCACCUGGAGCCCAUCGACCCCAAAGAGCUCCUGGAGGAAUGCAGGGCUGUCCUGCACACCCGGCCCCCGCGGUUCCAGAGGGACUUUGUGGCUCUGCCGGCCGAUUGCCCCAGUAGCCACCCUCCCAUUAGGGUCAUGCAGUGGAACAUCCUUGCCCAAGCUCUUGGAGAAGGCAAAGACAACUUUGUCCAGUGCCCUAUCGAAGCCCUCAAGUGGGAAGAAAGAAAGUGUCUGAUCCUGGAAGAGAUCCUCGCCUACCAGCCCGAUAUCCUGUGCCUCCAAGAGGUGGACCACUACUUCGACACCUUCCAGCCCCUCCUCAGUAGACUGGGCUAUCAGGGCACCUUCUUCCCCAAGCCCUGGUCGCCCUGUCUGGAUGUGGAGCACAACAAUGGACCCGACGGCUGUGCCUUGUUCUUCCUCCAAAACCGAUUCAAGCUGGUCAACAGUGCCAACAUCCGGCUGACGGCCAUGACGCUGAAGACCAACCAGGUGGCCAUUGCCCAGACCCUGGAGUGCAAGGAGUCCAGCCGCCAGUUCUGCAUCGCCGUCACCCACCUGAAGGCACGCACCGGCUGGGAGCGAUUUCGAUCAGCUCAAGGCUGCGACCUCCUCCAAAACCUGCAGGCCAUCACCCAAGGGGCCAAGAUUCCCCUGAUUGUUUGUGGAGACUUCAACGCAGAGCCCACAGAGGAGGUCUACAAGCACUUUGCUUCCUCCAGCCUCAAUCUGAACAGCGCCUACAAGCUGCUGAGCGCUGACGGGCAGUCGGAACCUCCGUACACGACCUGGAAGAUCCGGACCUCAGGCGAGUGCCGGCACACGCUCGAUUAUAUCUGGUACUCCAGGCAGGCGCUCAGCGUGCGGUCAGCCCUGGACCUGCUCACCGAGGAGCAGAUUGGACCCAACCGGCUACCGUCCUUCAAUUACCCUUCAGACCACCUGUCCCUAGUGUGUGACUUCAGCUUUAACGAGGAACCUUGAUGGACAUUUAUAAAUCCUUGUCUGUGUCUUUUUAAUCGCAGGAGUCUUAACCAGGGAUGUUUCAGGAAACUGAAAUAGAAACUGAGGAACGGUUCCCAGUUUCUUCCACUUCUUUGUUUCCAGCAUGCCCUUGGGAAGGAACCCCGUUAGCUCACAUUAAAACCUUUUCCAUUAAAACCUACAGCGAAAAAGGUUUUUGCACUCCAGUAUUGCUUUGCAUUGUUUUCUUUCCCUUAGGAUUAAUUAUAUGUUGAUCAUUUAAGGGCAUUAUAUUAGGCUUGUUUUGAAGCUUUUUCUGUUAGAGUAUACUAUAUUAAAAUAGUAGACUUGCUUGAGUCUCCUAUGAUUAACAAGUAUGCAGGAACAGUGUCUCUAGACAACAUUUCAAGUUAUUUAUUUGUGUUUUUUAAUAUCAAGUUAUGCAUGGCAAUAUUUAUUUUUUUAUAUCUUCAUGUAAAAUUAAAUUAUAACAUGAACAUGUUAAAACCAUGCAAAACAUAAGUUAUAGAGUAAUUUAUAGUAAUUUUCUUAAAGCUUUAAAGAUGUUUUUAUUGGAAUCUAAUAAAAUAGUGUACAAAGGAACUACUUAGCCUUGAGGGGUUUUUGUUAUUUAAGUGGAACUACCAGUUCUCCAUGAUCUGUUCUUCGUAAAUCUUUGCUAUGCCUCUGUGCUCUCCAUUAUUGUGUUUCUUGAAGAGGUUCCAUGGCUAGUCUUCAUCAGUCACUGUUACUCAUUUCCGGUAUUCCCUUGGAGUGCUCUUGGUAUUCAUUUGCAGUCACUCUGCAAAUUGUAUUGAAUGUGCUUUGCACAGUAGAUACAUUUAGGAGCUGUUAUGUGGUAGUGGACAGUAAGACCUUCUUUUCAGAGAUGGGAAACUAUUCCUGGUCUGCUCAUGAGGCUGUGGUUGAGAUAAGACAGCCAGGUAACUGGUUUUAAAAGAUCUAGAAAGCAGAAUAAAAAAAGUUAACCUGGAAUUCUCUCUCUACUCCGAAAUAAAGUGGUAAAGAUAAAAGGUGAAACUCCUUCCUAAUGAAAUCCCAGAAAACAGCCCCACUGAUUAAUAUAUUUUAACCCAUGAGUUGUAAAUAUUUAAGAUUAAUAAAUAGUCUUUUAAAGCUA
Capra hircus (goat) is the source of this 2804-nucleotide messenger RNA. RefSeq names its product nocturnin (gene NOCT). Gene Ontology annotation, biological process: circadian rhythm. The record is from RefSeq and is a predicted model, not a curated record. The transcript has 3 exons. Bases 92 to 1684 code for a protein of 530 amino acids. Gene Ontology annotation, molecular function: poly(A)-specific ribonuclease activity. Lineage: Eukaryota; Metazoa; Chordata; Mammalia; Artiodactyla; Bovidae.